AUGACUUACAACCUCUCGGGCGCACCCUUGCACCAAGAACAGCUUUUCCAGCGGGAAGGCUGCAGCCCGACCGCCAAGAUUCAAGUCCCACUUUCUCCACUGACAUUUAGCCUUAGAAAAGCAAGAGCCACCAAGCUGCGGCUGCAGCGGCCGCCCGCGCCCCGGCAGCACCAUGACAGGUACGCGCCGCGCCGCCCUGCCCUCUCGCUGCGGGCUCGACACCGCCGCCGCCGCCGCCCCGGGCGAGUUCCCGAGCGCUGUAAAGUUGCCGCUAGCCGCAGCGCCCAGCGCCCCAGCGCGCGCGGGACCGAGGAUCAGGCCUUUGUGACACUGACAACAAACAAUGCCUACGCCAAGGGUGCCCUGGUUCUGGGCUCAUCUCUGAAACAACACAGGACCUCCCGAAGGCUGGCCGUGCUCACCACCCCACAGGUCUCAGACAGCAUGAGGAAGGCUUUGGAGGUAGUCUUUGAUGAAGUCAUCACCGUAGACAUCUUGGACAGUGGUGACUCUGCUCAUCUCACCUUGAAGAAGAGGCCUGAGUUGGGCAUCACACUGACCAAACUGCACUGCUGGUCCCUCACCCAGUAUUCAAAAUGCGUGUUCAUGGAUGCAGAUACGCUGGUCCUCAAAAAUAUUGAUGAUCUUUUUGAAAGAGAAGAACUGUCGGCGGCCUCAGACCCAGGGUGGCCUGACUGCUUCAACUCGGGGGUCUUUGUGUAUCAGCCUUCAGUGGAAACCUACAAUCAGCUGUUACGCUGCGCUGCCGAGCAGGGCAGUUUUGACGGAAUGUGUGGGGACAAGGGAUUACUGAACACAUUUUUUAGCAGCUGGGCAACAACAGAUAUCAGAAAACACCUGCCAUUUAUUUAUAACCUAAGCAGCAUUUCUAUAUACUCCUAUCUCCCAGCAUUCAAAGCGUAAGUGCCAAUGAUUUAACUUAUUGGGGACUGUGAGGGAAACGG
Messenger RNA from Ochotona princeps (American pika), 965 nucleotides. RefSeq names its product glycogenin-1-like. Lineage: Eukaryota; Metazoa; Chordata; Mammalia; Lagomorpha; Ochotonidae. Gene Ontology annotation, molecular function: glycosyltransferase activity. The record is from RefSeq and is a predicted model, not a curated record. Gene Ontology annotation, cellular component: cytoplasm.